Molecule: messenger RNA, 6021 nt
Organism: Pygocentrus nattereri (red-bellied piranha)
Lineage: Eukaryota; Metazoa; Chordata; Actinopteri; Characiformes; Serrasalmidae
Gene: kctd16b
Product: potassium channel tetramerization domain containing 16b
Exons: 2
Coding region: 875-2179 (434 amino acids)
Biological process (GO): protein homooligomerization; regulation of G protein-coupled receptor signaling pathway
Cellular component (GO): postsynaptic membrane; presynaptic membrane
Molecular function (GO): protein binding
Source: RefSeq, a predicted model, not a curated record
AGGGCAGGACAAGACCACUGACUACGCUCACAUCACAUCUAGAAACUCAAAUCUACCACAGGGUCCAUCCGAGGCCCUAAUACAAAAUUCCAAUUACAAGAUCUGUGCUCUAGGAGUAGCAAUCCAGCCCCAUCCACACGCAUACUGCUUUAAGAUGAUGUAAUUCUUCAUAAGCCAUUAUGCUACACUCCCCUCCACACCGCUGAGGCAACAUCAGCUGAGGCGGUUUUUUCUCUCUCGCUUUUUUUUUCCAGGCACCACCCUGAUCGGGAAGGGAGUCUGUGCGCAGUCUCGAGCUCUCCACCUCCACUCCUCUCUUUCCGAGAAAGAAAGAGGGAACGAGCCGUGAUGGAAAGCUGGGAGUCGCUCGGGUCGCUGGCUUACGCGACUAGCGCGCCGUGCUGGACCAUGCUGACCAUCACUGAUAAGUAAGACGCGACUCCUCUCUCCUCCAACUUCCAUCGCGGACUAUUUCCUGCUUUUUUUGCUCGCCUGUCGUCAGAAGUUGGAUGCGCGUCGAGGGCUUUAACUUCAGAAGUUGUUGGGGGGACUUUUUUCCUCGCUCGGUGAGGGGAGAGGGUGGAGAGUGAGACGCGCACGCUCUGCUCGGGUGGGCUUUGAGCUCGGACAGCCAGCCGUGCGUCUCCGCUCUGGGUUCCGUGAGGGAGCGUGUUGGCUGUAGUUCAGCUCGGAUAUACCGGCUGAACUGUGGAGGAGAAGCUGCUCCAAACUCGGCACUUCAGAGCCUUCAGCUUCCCGGGAAGCGCUCGAUACCCACCCACUGAUUUGGGAGGGGAACGGAAGGAGGGGGGAAACUUUUUCUCCCGUUUGAGCGCGCCUAGGUGGCUCCCCUGAAGCCCCCUCCCCACCCCUCAUGACCGAAACGAUGGCUCUGAGCGGGAACUGCAGGACUCAGCCCGCGGCCAAAGAGCAGGGCUCCGUCCAGAACAGCUUCCCGGACGUGAUCGAGCUGAACGUCGGCGGGCAGGUGUACUAUACCCGGCACACCACGCUCGCCAACAACCCCGGCUCGCUGCUGGGCAAGCUGUUCUCGCCCAAGAGCAACGCGUCCAACGACCUCGCCCGAGACCCCAAGGGCCGCUACUUCAUCGACCGCGACGGCUUCCUCUUCAGGUACGUACUGGACUACCUCAGGGACAAGCAGGUGGUCCUGCCCGACCACUUCCCCGAGAAGGGCCGCCUGAGAAAGGAGGCCGAGUACUUCCAGCUGCCCGACCUGGUCAAGCUGCUGACGCCCGAGGAGCCCAAGCCCAGCCCGGAGGAGUGCCUGCACAGCGACUACGAGGACGGCUCGCAGGGCAGCGACCAGCGCGCCUGCCCGCCGCCCUCGCUCGUGCCCGCCGACAGGAGGAGCGGCUUCAUCACGGUGGGCUACCGGGGCUCGUGCACCGCGGGCAGGGAGAGCCAGACGGACGCCCGCUUCAGGCGCGUGCCCCGCAUCAUGAUCUGCGGCAGGAUCGCCUUGGCCAAGGAGGUCUUCGGCGAGACCCUGAACGAGAGCCGGGACCCGGACAGGACGCCCGAGCGCUACACGUCCCGCUUCUACCUGAAGUUCAAGCACCUGGAGCGCUCCUUCGACAUGCUCUCCGAGUGCGGCUUCCAGAUGGUGGCGUGCAACUCGUCCGUCACGGCCUCCUUCAUCAACCAGCACACCGACGACAAGACGUGGUCGAGCUACACGGAGUACGUCUUUUACCGUGGUCCAUCUCGCUGGUCUUCGCCACCUUGUGACUGCUGCUGCAAGGGCCACAAAGGUGAAGGUGAGGGUGAGAGCGGCACUUCCUUCAACGAGCUCUCUACCUCCAGCUCAGAGAGCCAGUCGGAGGCCAGCUCUCCCCAGGGCACAGUCAUCCGUGGCCCCGUCAGCCGACAGACACAUGUCCAGACCCUGGACCGGCCAUCAAAGAAAGGCCCUGUGCAGCAUCUGUUGCAGCAGCAGCAGUCCGAGCAGCGGCGUAAGAGCGACCUCCUUCGCACCCUCACCGCAAGUGCCCGGGACACUAGCACCAGCAAGAAGCGACCCACUAAGGAGAAGAUGACUGUGGAAGAGGAGCUGGAAAAGUGCAUCCAGGACUUCCGUAAGAUCAAGAUCCCAGACCACUUCCCAGAGCGCAAGUACAUGUGGCAGGCUGACCUGCUGCGCAAGUACCGCCUCUGAAGGACCGCAGGGCUCCGGGAGAACUUUGGAACCCUCUCGAAGCAGGAAUACAAAGCUGUGAGCUGUGAACGUACGCGAUUCUUCACUACUGCCUCGGACUUGUCUCUGUUCUCAGAUCUCGUUUGAUUUGAGUGAUUCACUGGAGGAUCACUUGAGAGUUACCUUCAAGUUGACUUAUUAGCAUCCUUCUUUCUGUAGCCCAGAAAAGGCAUCGUUUUCACGAAAGAAGCACACUUUCCUGGUCUUUCGGUUCAUGACAUCCUCUUUAGAGCUAGCACAGAUGAGCACAAAUGUAUGUUUGUCAUUGACCUUAGCAUGUCCAUGGCGCAAGUGGUGGCGUUCAGGAGGCCCAAAGGUCGGAUGACAAAUGCACACCCAUAUAAUAAAUAAUUCAUGCUGUCCCCACAGUGCCCCCGCUAAAAAUAGCUGGUGCCUUGUGGUGGACGUGAGAGCCAGGUUUGAUUUCAACACUUCGGGAAGCACAGAAGACCAUGCGUAAUCCACUUUUCAGCUUUUCCUUGCUCCAUUUCCAAAACUCAACUAAUGGUCCAACCUCUUCACCUUAUCAGUCUCCAUUAGGAGUUUUAGCCAUGGUGUAAAAGUGGUUCCGCACAGUGGGUGGAAACUCAACACCAUCCCUCCUUCAUGUAUUAAAACUGCGGCCUACAUUGACAGAAUUGUGAUAUUUUAAAAUGGGAUAAGUUUGGGCUUACUUCGAAGGAGAGGUGAAAAGUUAAAUAUGGUAGAAAAUAAUAUAAUACACUGCAUAUUAGGUUUAUAUCACAGAAAAAACAUGUGCAUACACACACAUACACACACACACACACACACACACACAUACAUCAACAUUAGGCUGCACACAAGAACACACACUGCCCCAUACUGCCAUUGAUGAACACUAAACAAAGACAAAUGGAUUGCAUUCUUAAAGGAUAGUGUGGUCAACAAGCAUUGAAUAUUACAUUUUACUUCCUAUGGACCAACUAUAGGCAACAGAUCACAUCUCAGUUUAUUCUUAUGGAUGUAAUUAAUAACCACAAAUAUUAGCUAUAAUAACAGCAGGGUUGAUAUAUCAUUUCAAAACUAAAAAGUGUUUAAUCUGAUGUAAAGUGCAAAAAUAUCACUAUACGAAUAAGAUUAUUUAAACAGAAUUUUAUUUUUUUGUGAAAUGCAACCUAUAAAAAUCGAUAUGAAAGUCAGAAUAAAAUCUAAAGAAGUGAUUAUAUGUGGCGCAAAUAUCAGUGUAGACUUUUUAUUCAUUAGCUAAACUACUUGGGGUGUAUCAUUUUUUUGAACAAAAUCGCUGUCGAUCUUCACUCUGCAAAACAGAAUGAAGUGGCAUGCUCUAAUAAUUCUCAACGUAAUGUAAUUAAUUUAUUUUGACACACCAGUUGAAGCCACGCUCUGAUUAUGAGGGUUAUAAUAGUUGGAGAGAGAGAGAAAAUGUCAUCCGUCUGUUAAUCAGUGGUGUAAUUGAUUUUAUGCUCUUUUCCUUUGAGGCAUGAAAAGUCAAAUAAUACAUUCACUUGACUGGCUGUGUUGAGCAUUCUUGGCUUCACUUUGUUUAGUGGCUUGGAAUAUCAGUGGUCUUGUUUGGAAGCUUGAUUUUUGUUAUCUCAAGCGCAUUUUCUAUACUGUUUAUCACAUGGCUAUGAACAUCUAGGCCAGGGGUGUCCAAAGUCUGGCCCCAGGUCACUUGGCCUGUUUAAGAGUGUGUUAUUAGUGGCCCGCCAGCCAGUUUGUUGCAUUUUUUCCUUUCAUCUGAUGGUGGCAGCAGUACCAUAAAUCUCCAGUGUAAUGCACUGCACUGUGCUAAGUUAGCUAAAGCUUCUUUCUCUGUCGAGACCUGCAGCUUAAUUUACUGAAUAACGUGUAGUCAAGACUACAGUCAUAAAGCGCAAACUUAACACUGAGAACUUUUGGUGGGGGAAUUUUUAUUUUUUUCCAUUGAGAGGCCCAGCAAAGAUGUGCACCUCAUAUGUCAAAAGAUAGACAUGAAACAAAGCAUGGACAUUACGAUGAAUAUUGAGGAGAAGAGAGGACAUAGACACAAAAGCAGCUGAAGCCAGCUGGCAAAGCAGACGCAAAGCAGCAACUUCUAGUCAGAGCAAAUUCAGUAGUUCAGUAAGUAUAACCCCUUAAGGCCAAACAAAAACUUUGCCAUUUAUGCUGUUUAAUCUGGUCUUCUGUUUUAAUAAAGUCAUUUCUGAAUGCAAUUGCUGCAAUUUUUUGAUAAGUAAAGAACAUUAUCUAAUGAUUUAGUUUGUCUCACACGUUUUUGAGCAAGUAAAUACUUGAAUAGGGUUGUAAUUUAUAUCUACAAGACAUGAAUUAUUUGUUCCAAGUGCUUAACAGUCCCAAGUGAGCAAUCUAACAAUCAAAGAAGGCUUGAUCUUUUAUGCAGUGAUAAGAAGCACAGUCGCACCCAGAAAGCUCUAAAUCUAUGCACUUUUUGAUUUCGAUUCAUUUGUGACUAAAGAUCUGGCACUCUUUAAAAAACAUUUGGACACUCCUGAUCUAGCCUGACCAGAAUAAUGGUCGAUACACGGCCGAUACAUCAGUUGACCAAUAAUAUCGGUCGACAUUGAUGACCCACGGCAAAUAUAUCACCAGUAAGCAACUUUCUGAAAUUCAUGCUCACAGUUGCCCAAUAAUAAAUAACAAUAAAACUUAGUAAAAAGUCAUUCUUAAAUGGUAGAGUGAGCAUCACACUGAACACUCUCUCUACCAGUGGAGGUGAACACAAACUACUAGAAUGAUUAGAAACAGAAAGAUAAAAUGUGUCUAAAUCUAAUGUUUGUCAAGUGCUACAACACAAGUCUUUUAUCAUGGGGACCAAUUAGAAAAUGUUCCUAAUGCAAAUAGGACAUCUAGCUCCAUUAUAGUGUUGGGAUAUUGUCGAGUUGUCGAUUAUUUGAGUUGUAAAACUCUUAAGAGCAGUGGUCACCAAACCACCUCCUGAAGAUCUACUUUCCUGCAGAGUUUAGUUAAAAUCCUAACCCUGCAGGAACGCAGAUAUCCACCUUAACGUACAAUAAUAUAAAAUGAUAUUGGCAGAUAUUAUGCGUUAUCGAAUCUUAAAAUAUUCAUAUUGUUUGGGUCCUAGUAUCAAAACAAACAGCCCUGUUUUAAACAGUACAUUUCACCCCUCUUACCUCUGCCAAUUACAUGAAUGUAGUAAACAGAUCAAGCACUGCACAGCCAGUGAAUUCUAUUUAAAUCAUUUUACUUAUGAUCAUGAUGCAAGAGUCUUUAGAUGUAUAUUAAGAAAUAGCUAGAAUGUUAUAGACCAUACCAAAGGAACAGAAUAAGAGGGAUGAGCCAAAGCUCUCUCUUCAUCUCAGUCCUAAAUUUUACUUUAAUUUAAUUGACAGGUUACAUAAUGACCCAAAGUUGAGCCUCAAUACUGCCAUCUGUCCUCAAUCUUCGGUGGCUUACUUUGCAUGGUUGGAGUACCUCAGACAGAGAGAACAGUUGAAUGUCACAUAUUGAAUACUUUAAAUAUCAAAUACUGAUUAAGGUUAUUUAAUGGCACAGACAUAUACUGCACAGGCUCCCUGAGGAACAUCAGCCUUCAACGUGAUUAUCAUAUUACUGGUCCAGUUGCCGUUGACAUAACUGUAUAAUCUUUUGUACCAUCAACGUAUUCCAACUAUGUCAAAAAGCAUUGCAGUCUGUGAAUAUUGUAAAAUAAUAUCUCUAUAAAAUCACAUGUAAAUAAGUGUAGAUUUAAAAAAAAAAACGUAUUAUGUCUUAUCUGCACAUAUUGCCUACCAGUGAAAGGUACUGUAAACCCUAAUCCGAGAGGAUGAGAAUUAUAACGAAGGCUGACUGAAUGCAUA